Molecule: messenger RNA, 3422 nt
Organism: Engraulis encrasicolus (European anchovy)
Lineage: Eukaryota; Metazoa; Chordata; Actinopteri; Clupeiformes; Engraulidae
Gene: ikzf5
Product: IKAROS family zinc finger 5
Exons: 5
Coding region: 400-1698 (432 amino acids)
Biological process (GO): regulation of transcription by RNA polymerase II
Molecular function (GO): DNA-binding transcription factor activity; RNA polymerase II cis-regulatory region sequence-specific DNA binding
Source: RefSeq, a predicted model, not a curated record
AUUUUCUUUUGUUUUGUUUUAGCUUGUGCUCUAGCAAUGAAUCAGCUGUGCCGUCUAGGGGGGCAUUCUAUUUGACUGUCUGUUCAUGACAGUUUGAAAUACACCGUUGGGCUGGAGAGACAGUACAAUGAAAUGAUAAUCCUAGAAGAAAACGAAGGAUUCAGCACAAAUCAGAAGCUGUGGGGAAAAUGCUGGGUUGUGUCGUCGGAUAUAAUCUCUAUCAGUUUUUUCGUUUAACUGAAUUGACACAUCAUACGGGAGAAAAUCCACAAGCAAUCAACACUAGACAAACUGGAUUUUGAUUUCGACGUGACGUGAUCUUUCACAGUGCUACCUAGCGUGAGGUAGUGAGUUCACAGAACGCUGUCCACAACAUUUGACUCCCAUCCUGAUUUCGCAAUGGGUGAAGAGAAGCCAGAGACGCUUGAUUUUGUCAAAGACUUUCAGGAGUACCUGAGCCAACAGACCCAACAUGUCAACAUGAUUUCGGGCUCCGUCAGUGGCGUCAAAGAUGUGGACGACCUGCCAGGAGAUCUCAGUCAAAAUGGUCUGGACCAUCCCUCUGUCGACAUUACGUUGGAUGACAGCUCAGGCAUAUUGGUGGACGGCUUUGAGAGGACCUAUGAUGGCAAAUUGAAAUGCCGCUACUGUAACUAUGCCACCAGGGGCACAGCUCGGCUCAUCGAGCACAUCCGCAUCCACACAGGUGAGAAGCCACACCGCUGUCACCUGUGUCCAUUCGCGUCUGCGUAUGAGCGCCACCUGGAGGCCCACAUGCGCUCCCACACGGGUGAGAAGCCCUACAAGUGUGAGCUGUGUUCCUUCCGCUGCAGCGACCGCAGCAACCUCUCGCACCACCGCCGACGACGACACAAGCUGCUGCCCAUGAAGGGAGCGCGCUCCGCCCUCUCACACCGCAAGGUGCUGAGUGUACUUCAGAAGCGCGGUGCCUCGCUGGGCUAUGGCCGUCGGCUGCUCAUCAACCUCAGCCCCCCCUCCAUGGUGGUGCAGAAACCCGGCACGCCCGACCAGCCUCACCUGGCCAUGGCCGACUUCAGCCCCGAGGUGCCCUCCCACUCCGGCCUACACCAGGACCCGUACGAGGGGCUGAGCAAGGGGCCGGGCUCGGAUGCUGGCAGUGUCAGUGGAGGGGCGGAUGGCAGUAUGCACAGGGAACCCCAUGACCUAUCUAUGGACAAUCCGCUUAACCAGCUCUCCACGCUGGCUGGUCAGCUGGCCAGCCUGCCCCCUGACGCUCACCACCACCACGUGCCUCCGGUGUCGCCGGGCGCCGAGUCUCUACCGGACGAGAAGCCGUCGUUCCUGGUGCAGCAGCCGGCGACGGCCCCAGCCGCGGUGUCUCAGGCCACGCUCGCCCAGGCCUCUUCCCCCAUCACCCCAGAGCCCCGGCCUGCCUUGCACAGCAGCUGCAGCCCCGGGGUGGGGCCCGGCAGCGAGAGGACCAGCACCCCCAGUGGCAUCACCAGCCAGCCGGGCACGCCCACCCCGGCACAGGACCCUCAGAUGCUCCAGCACUGCCCGCACUGCCACAUCUACUUCCCCGACAACAUCCUCUUCACCAUCCACAUGGGCUGCCACGGUUACGAGAACCCCUUCCAGUGCAACAUCUGCGGAUACCGCUGCCGAAACCGAUAUGACUUUGCGUGCCAUUUUGCCCGCGGCCAGCACAAGCAGUGAGCCGCGUCUGAGCAGAGCCGGAGAAGGGCCGAGUCACGGCCGCAGCCAAUCAGAGGCAGCGUCCCGGGUUCAGAAAAUGCACUGUAAAACAUUGCAGGCCAGUUAAGUGAGUGAGUAAGUUGCCCUCCUGCUUUAAGUUAACUCAAGUUGAUGCUUAUAUUUGUGUUAUUUCAGAAAUCAAAGUCUCAAGUUGAGUUAACGUACAAACGUAAGGCAGCAGAGCAACUUACUUUAAAGGGAUACUGUGUGAGAUUUUUAGUUGUUUAUUUCCAGAAUUCAUGCUGCCCAUUCACUAAUGUUACCUUUUUCAUGAAUACUUACCACCACCAUCAAAUUCUGAGUAUUCAUUAUGACUGGAAAAAUUGCACUUUUCAUACAUGGAAAGGGGGAUCUUCCCAUGGUCCGCCAUUUUGAAUUUAGCUGCAAAAAUGACUACUUGGAUCAUACUAGGAAAUAUUUGUUUAUUACUUAGUACACUUUCAUGUAAAGAUCAAAUUAGGCAAUAGGCAGCCCAGUUUCAAUGAGCAGCAUAGUUGCAGUACCUUUUCUCACCAUUUCCUGCACCGUGUCCCUUUAAAAAAAACUGGCCUGCUGCAAUGUUGUACAGUGUAAACACCCUGCCACAUAAUUUGCUCCAGGCAAUUCAAUUCAGUUGGUCAAAAUUACCACACCUCUUCAGCCAGGUUGAUGAGCAAAUUAGUGACAUCACUUGUGGUAGAGCGCUCAGGCAGAAGGAAUAUCUGGCAACGCUUUGACUUUCUCCGUGCAGUUGGUCUGCCUCUGCAGCCAGCCAGGCGACAGCCAACCCGGACACAGCCGCGUAUUCUGUGUUUUCUGGGGUGCCUUUCUCGCGAGUACUGUAAACUGUAAACUUUUAGCCGUUUUCGUGACCGAAACUGAAGUGGAGCGUUUAGUUGUAGAUCCGCUGUGAACCUCCUGUAACUUUUUUGUUGUUGAAAAAAGUUGUUUCGUUUUGUUUUCGUUUUCUCUGUGUAACUUUUUAAUCCGAUUCUUUGUCACAGUUAUUUAUUUUUUUGAUGAAUUUUAUGAAGUUUCACUAAAGUGUGUAAGAUUAUAUGCCUCUAUUGGAGAUACAGUAUCUCACCAUAUCACGUCAUGAUUUCAGUUUAAGUGCUUUCACGCUUUGAUGGGUUUAUAUUUAUGUGUGUGCGUGUGUGUGUGUGUGUGUGUGUGUAUGCGUUGCACAAAAAAGUUUUAACCAUGUAUCUAAACAGUGCCUCUGAGAACUUUCAACUUUAUUUCUGGUCGUUCCAUUUCGUCAUUUCCCAGUGAGGCACCUCAGUGUGUUGUGCACAGAAAAGUAAUUAACACACACAUGUUCAUUUUGUGGAGGUUAUAACAGUGCUUGGUACAGUGCAGAGCUUGUAUGGUCAAAAUUCAGGUUGCUGUUAUUGUUUUAUUUAAUAUGAAGACUUGGUGGAGUGCUCAGUAGUCUUAAUCUGUCUUAAGUAAUUAAAAAAAGAGAAGAAGUAUCCUUCCGAGAAAACUAUAGGAGACAACUCAAGUGAUGACGUCAUGUGAAUGUGAGUAACAAUCCUGACCUUAUUGUAAAGGUUGGCGGCCCCAGACCAUUCCGAGAAGCUGGUUCUGUAGUAAGCCAGGUUAACUUAACAAUCAGAGUUCAAGAGAGUCCCUGUCCUCAAGCCCUCAGCAUCACAGGUGCAGGUGUGAGGCAGCACAAAGUGAUCAAAGAUGAAAGUUAA